UCAGUGUGUCAGCCUCUUACAGACAGCUCCAGGGAUUGGCUGACUGUCGCCAUGUGACAGUGUCGGGGGAAAUGUGCAAGAAUCUGUCAGAAGUUACAGCUUUGCUUUUGCUUGCCGGCCUGGGAGCCUUCCUACACACCUGCAGCCAGGGAAGCGUGUGAGUGACCUACUGCUGCUCCUCUGCAGAGUAUCGCCCCUAAAGAGCAGGUUAUGACUCUCUGAGCCUAUGAUCGGUCAUUUGGCCGUGUCGGAUCUCUGAACGGAGGGGACUGGGGUGCCCACCCCUGCCGGCCACCCUUCCACCCCAGCAAACGUCAUGCUCAUUACCCUCUGCUACAUGUAUCUGUGGCUGCGAUUCAGAUCCUCAUAUGCUGUGCUGAUCCGCAGCUGUGUGCAUCGGCUGCACAGGACCAACUCAUUCACUUUCUGUACUCAGCGGCAGGGGAGAAAGAGCCUUAGAGGAACCCAAGAGCCAAAGGAAGAUAAGUUCUCUCUGAAAGUGGGCAGAAAGCUCUUCCUCAUUGAGGGUUCCCAGCUCUUUGAAGAUCUGAACAAAUGGAAUCUCCUCCUUGAAUCCCCUAGAGAUAGUGAUCUGGGAAAAGGACAGAUUACCUUUAUCACUGAGAGCGUCUCUUUACCAAGUGAAACCUUAUCAGCCUCAUCCAACUCUUCCAAAAAGGUUCAGAAGCUGUCCGAAUACUGUUUGCUUCUGGCUCGGUACCAUGAAGAUCCCUGCAAGCUGCUUGCGGAAGCCAGUGUAGAAGACUUCAGUGAGCUCGGCAUAGCGUUUAUGGAAGACAGACUGCUGAUGGACAAUGGGUCACCGCUCCAUAAAAUCACAUCUGUAUAUCUAAAGGAGUCGGCUCUGAAGGCCCAAGAAACAGAGGAGACAAAUCUCAGAACCUCUAAGAGCAGAACUGAACCGCAUUUGGCUCCCUCAGUUGGACAGGAAAAUAUGGGAACGGCUGAGAGCAGUGCCGCCACUGAUAAAGGCGAGGAGCUGGAAGCCCACCGUCAUCUCCAUCUGUCAAGUUGCCACGAGUGCUUGGAACUGGAGAACCGCACCAUAGAGUCCGUGCGCUGUGCCUCUGAAGAGAACAUUCCUGACCUCCCCGAGGAUUUCAGCAGCUUAGAAGGCAGUGAAUUACAGAACCACGGCAGCCUUAACGUGUCGGGGAAACCACCCAACGUCCUUAUAUACUGCGGCCCUGAAACCGGCGGCCAAUUCCAAGAAAUCAAGUCUGUUCUCCUACAGUGUUUCGAUUCCUCUAGGUAUGUCAUUUAUCCUCUUCCUGAUGAUCAGGUUCUGAAAGCUCCGUGGACAGAUAACUGCUUGUUAUUGGUGGUGGCCUCCGACCAUCCAGUCUCAAAUCACAUUGAAGAGCAGUUCUUGAGUUAUUUGUCCAAAGGUGGAAAGAUUUUGGGACUUUCCUCCUCCUCCUCCUUCGCCUUCGGCAGUGUAUCGGUAACGAGCAAAAGCCAACUGCAGGGGUCUGUCCAGGCUCUGGUUUUCGGGAGACCCAACUGUGACCCGGUCAGUUUGGACUUGGUGGCCAGCGGGAAAGUAUUUGCGGAACUUUCUAGUGAAGCAUCACCGCAAGUGUCAGGGUGGGGGUAUUUAAACAACGACGACAAAGACUUGAUUCUGGUUCACCAGACCUAUGGUGAUAAUGGCGGGGAAGCUGUUCUUUGCCAGGUAAAACUUGAAGCCUCUCCAGAGUCUGUCAGUGAGGACGACACAGGGACCUUUGAGUCACUUAAGAAAAGCAACCCCCUGAGAUACGCCGUCCUGACCCAGAUCCUCAUCAGCCUUGGCCUGGAUUGUGACUUGGCCUCACCUCCAGCUCUCACUCCUGUUUAUUUACUCACUGCUGAACAGACUUGUUAUGAUGACGUUCUCCAUUGGCUCAAAACCCGAACGGACAGCGGUGGCUUGAUAAAGUCUGGCAAGAUGUCUCUAAAAGUCUGCCCUUCACCCCAGCCCGACAUAGACGUCAGCCCAACCCUGUCACCUCUUGUAACCCAACCGGAAAGCUUCACAUGUGAAGAAUUCAGCGUAGAGAGGUACAGCGAAAGCCUCUGCACGGACAAGCUUGGCAAAAUCGUGCUUUUUGCUGAAGUUACCACCACAACCUUCAACCUACUGGAAGGGCUGAUGUUUCACGAACCCAAGGAAAUGGGGUUAAUUGCCAUCGCAGCUCAUCAGACUCAAGGCAAAGGUCGAGGCGGCAAUGCGUGGCUCAGCCCUAAGGGAUGUGCCUUAAUGACGUUGCACAUCUCAAUCCCGUUGCUGUCUGAGCUGGGCCAGAGGAUCGCUUUUGUACAACACCUGAUGUCCCUGGCGGUGGUGGAAUCUGUGAGGUCCUUACCUGGAUAUGAGGACAUUGACCUGAGAGUAAAAUGGCCCAACGACAUUUACUAUGGCGAUUUGAUGAAGAUUGGUGGAGUUCUGGUGAAUUCUACACUUAUGGGAAACACUUUUCACAUUCUAAUUGGCUGCGGGUUCAACGUCAGCAAUAGUAACCCAACUGUUUGCAUCAACGAUCUCAUCGCGCAGCAUAACAAGACCUAUAAAACAAAUAUUGAACCACUGCGGGUGGACACUUUGAUCGCCAGGGCUGUGACGGCAUUAGAAGGACUCAUAAAGGCAUUUCAGAGCAAAGGACCCGACGGUGUCCUACCUGCUUAUUAUAAAUAUUGGCUUCACAGUGGUGCUAAGGUCCGGCUGGGUGGGGACGAUGGUCCUUUGGCAUGGAUAAUUGGAGUCGAUGAUUCCGGAUUCCUUCAGGUUCUACAGGAAGGGAAGGAAAUUGUCUCAGUGCAUCCUGAUGGCAACUCUUUUGACAUGCUCAGAAACCUCAUUAUACCAAAGAAGUGAUGGACACCCAUAGAACUUCAGAAGGGAACAUUUCAUUUUUUUAAAAAACAAUCAUAACUUCAUUUUGUUAUAAAUAAAACUGAAGAAUAUACCAGGAUAUGGAAUAUAUUUUGGCAAAGACUCCAAUGGGCAAGUUAGCAAGCACCUCUUUUGGAUGACCGUUGGUGGGGAUGAUGGAGGAGGUGAUCCUGCCACAGGACUGCCUGAUAUGGGCAGGGAUAGAUGGGUUUCUAAUAUUUUCUGCUGGUAAUAUUUUUAAUUCUGUAUAGAUAUAAUAUAGAGACUAUCACUGUUCAUAUAAGGAGAUAUUGGAUUGAUAGUAAUGCCAGAAGAGAUGCCUUCAUUGGCUCAGCCUUCCACAGACUGUCUUCCUACUGCAUAAAUAUUUGCCUUAUAGAAUCAAAAUAGGGAUUGGAGUAGAGAUGUGUUGCAGCAUCUCAGCCAUGGACUAACGAGUUUUCUAAUUGUUACUGCAUUUAUACAGCAAUUUAGGCAAGCCUGAUGUCUGGGUUAGGAAUGGACAUUGAAGCAAAAUUCUUCAACUUCAUCCAUUCUGAAACUUCUGGAUCCUGCACAUUGAGGAGCCCACGGAGCAACUGAUAUGGGUCAGGAGAGUGAGGGACAGAAACACUACCCUAGGGUAAGGCCUACAGUAGUAGCCUUAGGGUAAGAUAAUGAUGGUAGGACAGAGUGGCAAUAGCAGGACAAGAUGGAGUCAGCAAGAGAAGAUGGUGUUAGUAGAGUAAUAUGGUAAUAGUAAUGUGUUGCCACCACUAUAGACAGCACUGGUCCUUUGCUGCCAUGACUGGGACUUGGACUCCAAUGGGACUCCAAUGGGGUCCUGGGCAUAGCCCUAGGGAUCCUUAUGCAUAAUCUGUACCUACAUCAGGCAAUAUGGAUGGGAAUGCCAUUUGGAGUGCACCAGUUGUUGCCUUUGCAGGUAGCUGUAACCCGUGCCAGGGGAUGCUGGGUGCUGCAGUAGAUUGGCACAGGUUGGACAAUUCUUAUCUCCUCACCGUGUGGGCAAUCUUAUCUGUAAUUUCCACUAUGCAAUCAGUGUUACUUAUGAGCACCCAAGUCUUCCCUACAUUUAAAGGACCAGUAACACCAGAAAAUGCCCUCGAUGCACGAGCACACUGUAUAUGCUUGAGCUGCCAGAAAAUGACAUUUAUUUGGGGAAGUUGCAGAACAUAGAUCUUUGCAAAAUCUGACUACUCGAGUAAUGGGCCAAAUGGGGCAUCCAGGUAUGUGAGCUCUGGGCCAACAAUCAGAUCACAUAGGGACCCCAUGCAGACCCAUCAGGUGAGGGGCCCCAUACAGACCCAGCAGGUGAGGGCCCCAUACAGACCCAGCAGGUGAGGGCCCCAUACAGACCCAGCAGGUGAGGGCCCCAUACAGACCCAGCAGGUGAGGGCCCCAUACAGACCCAGCAGGUGAGAUCCCCAUACAGACCCAGCAGGUGAAGACCCCCCAUACAGACUCAGCAGGUGAGGGCCCCAUACAGACUCAGCAGGUGAGGGACCCCAUACAGACCCAGCAGGUGAGGGCCCCAUACAGACUCAGCAGGUGAGGGACCCCAUACAGACCCAGUAGGUGAGGGCCCCCCAUACAGACCCAGCAGGUGAGGGUCCCCAUACAGACCCAGCAGGUGAGGACCCCCCAUGCAGACCCAGCAGGUGAGGGUCCCCAUGCAGACCCAGCAGGUGAGGACCCCCCAUGCCGACCCAGCAGGUGAGGACCCCCCAUGCAGACCCAGCAGGUGAGGACCCCCCAUGCAGACCCAGCAGGUGAGGACCCCCCAUGCAAACCCAGCAGGUGAGGACCCCCCAUGCAGACCCAGCAGGUGAGGACCCCCCAUGCAGACCCAGCAGGUGAGGGCCCCCAUACAGACCCAGCAGGUGAGUAUUUCCCAUCCUUCCUGAUCAUGUGGCUGAGCCCCAAUCAGCCAUUGGUCGGGAUGGCCAAUGGUUGUGCCCAGUAACGGCUGAGCCGGUAUUUCUGAAUGACAUGUAUACGGCUCAUCUGUGUCAGAUAUUUGAACAGUUCGGCAUCAUUUGCAGAAAACACAAUGUUUUUAUUUAAAUGCACUUGCACUUUUUGUAUAAAAACACUGAAAUCGGACCUGAGACUGAAACUGAUUGGCCGGGAGGGUCAGUACAAAGGGCAAAUGGGAGAAGGGAACACAAAGCAGUAGAGCCGGGGGGUUACACAUACAGAUACCUGGUAUCUCCAAGCACAUUCACUGUAUGUUUGGUGCUGCUGCUUCUUUAAAGGGGAAGUUUGGCUUCGGCUUUUACAUUGUUGCACAUGGAAGUCAUUUCUGUCUUCAUUUUUUUGUAAUUGAAUUAUUUGCUUUUUUUUUUAACUGCUUCUGUCCAUGCCGGAAAGCAGACUGAUUUUGAGGCUGAAUUUGUAUAGAAAUUUUUUUUUUUGGUAAUGUUUGAAUAGCAUAUCUUUCUGUUCAGGCAUUCUUGGAAUUCUGAUUCAUUCAAGCAGAGGACUGGUUGCUAGGAGUCAGUGCACUUAGCAACCGUAUGGUGUAAAAUUCACACGGAGCAGCGAAUUCAGUCCAGAAAAUGAAUGCAGUUUGCCUUAAUCUCACUAGCAGGCGACGAGCAAUGUUAAUAAACAAUCACCUUGA
This is a messenger RNA of Xenopus tropicalis (tropical clawed frog), 5519 nucleotides long. It is a transcript of the gene hlcs, whose product is annotated as holocarboxylase synthetase (biotin-(proprionyl-CoA-carboxylase (ATP-hydrolysing)) ligase). Bases 317 to 2878 code for a protein of 853 amino acids. The transcript has 12 exons. The record is from RefSeq and is a predicted model, not a curated record. NCBI's taxonomy places the organism in Eukaryota, Metazoa, Chordata, Amphibia, Anura, Pipidae. Gene Ontology annotation, molecular function: biotin--[biotin carboxyl-carrier protein] ligase activity.